Messenger RNA from Gongylonema pulchrum, 333 nucleotides. The record is from the annotation of a GenBank genome assembly. Lineage: Eukaryota; Metazoa; Nematoda; Chromadorea; Rhabditida; Gongylonematidae.
AUGGGCGAUGUGGUUGGUGACCGGAAUUUCGUCAUUGAUAUCUCCACGCCCGAAACACUCGAACGGGAUUUCUACGCCUGGCUUUACGGUGAAAUAAAAACAAGCAGCAGCAUUUCGGAGCGUUUACCACCGAUUGAUGAUUUGGCGUUCAGAGUUCGGGAUUCGCUACUAUCUCCAGACGAGAUGUCCGAUGGUGGCUCGUUUGCCGAUAGCCCUCCAUCCUCAAUAUCAUCGGAUUCGAACGAUUACCGAGGCUUGGCUGAUGCAGAGAAUCGCCAUGACUUUAUUGCUUCAUGUCCUGGCCGAAGUUCCGGUGAAAAUUUUCGUUUCUAA